Pseudogymnoascus verrucosus is the source of this 1973-nucleotide messenger RNA. RefSeq lists its product as uncharacterized. Gene Ontology annotation, biological process: retrograde transport, endosome to Golgi. NCBI's taxonomy places the organism in Eukaryota, Fungi, Ascomycota, Leotiomycetes, Thelebolales, Thelebolaceae. The record is from RefSeq and is a predicted model, not a curated record. Gene Ontology annotation, cellular component: membrane; Golgi apparatus. The transcript has 4 exons. The coding region runs from base 202 to 1824 and encodes 540 amino acids.
GUGUCAAGUCCAUCGAUAAUUUAACAUCGUUUGAAUGCCAAGGCACAACAUAGUUUUGGCUCUACUUUGAUUAUACUACGAAGCCCGACUCUGGAUGAGCUUCUCCUGCGAGAUUGACACCUAAGCUUCGAAAGCAUCUCGAAGCAUUGCGGACCGAAACCACCGGCCUAGUUACAAGGCGACGCGGCCUGCACAGUCAACAUGAGGGCCUGGAAAAAUGGACUCCUGUUAGCUGGGCUUCUGCUGACAUCGGUCAAUGCAGGAGAAGUUGUAUUAGAUCAGAAGGAGGACAACAGAUUAAAAUGCGCUGGAAUGUACAGCCGGAAGUCUUGGGGAGGCAGCGUGGAUCCAUUCAUCCUGGUCAAAUUUCUGAAGCCUCCUGCUGAGCAGAAGGCGGCAUCCGUCAGUCUUGUGAUAUUCGAGUGGAAGGAUGAGGAGCUUGUUGGAGUGUUCCCCGAGGGGGCUGCUCCUGGUACCCCCAAAGAAUAUAUUUGCACCGAAAAGAAUGUCCAGAGGAAGCUUUGCGACAAGGCAGAUCUGAACAAAUAUAUUCUGGCGCCAAAUGCGACCGAGUCGUCGACAUCCGAACUCAAGACCACCGCAAUUGAUCUGAAGAAUAUAGCAGCAACAAACUACUUGAUCAAAACCACGGGAUACUACUGUGUUAGCACAGAUGCCGAGGAUGGCGUUGAUUAUCAAGCAGUCGUGGAAUUUCGAAACGCUUAUGGAGAACUGGAUGGUGCUCAGAUUGCCAAGCUACCGUUUUACGGGGGCCUGACUAUCGUAUAUGCCUUACUAGCAGUUUUCUGGGGAUUCUUCUAUGUUCAGCAUAGGCACGAUAUUCUCGCUGUUCAGAACUAUAUUACGGCCAUCGUAAUAUUCUUGAUUGUCGAGAUGCUGAUGACAUGGCUUUUCUACGAUUACCAAAACCGCAAUGGAAGCAACGUCGGCUCGAAAGUAUUGAUGAUUGUCGUUGCAGUUCUGAACGCUGGCCGCAACUCUUUCUCGUUCUUCCUUCUCCUGAUCGUCUGUAUGGGCUACGGAGUUGUCAAGCCUACUCUUGGGAAGACGAUGAUUUACGUUCGCUGGCUUGCAUUUGCCCACUUCGUCUUUGGCCUCAUUUACGCCAUCGCGAGUUUGACAGUCACCCCGGAUAAUGCAGGACCCAUUGUCCUCUUUGUUAUUCUACCUCUUGCCGGAACUCUCACUGGUUUCUAUGUGUGGACUCUUAACUCCCUGACGCACACGAUUAAGGAUCUCACAGAGCGUAAGCAAAACGUCAAGGCCAGCAUGUACCGCAAGCUCUGGAUCUGCAUUCUCCUAAGCAUUGCUGUCAUCUUCGCAUUCUUCUUCUUCAACAGUGUCACAUUUGCUGGUGUCAGGGACCCGGAUUUCGUUCCAGGGCACUGGAAGACAAGAUGGUUCAUACUUGACGGAUGGCUGAACAUUGUCUAUUUCGCCGACGUUGCAUUUAUUUGCUACAUGUGGCUGCCAACGGCAAACAACCGCAGAUUCGCAAUGAGUGACGAGAUCGCACAAGAUGAUGAAGGUUUCGAGAUUGGAGACUUUGGAGCGGAUGAUUCCGGAGACGAAGAGGAGGCCCGCGAUGAGCGCGGCACUGAAGGUCCACGAUACGAUGCUGCACCGAAAUCCGCGCCAACGAAGGCACAGGCUCCAAAUGAUGCCCCGAGCGCAUCGAGGCAGUCGCUAGAUGGCGAAACUAUCUUUGCUGUUGGCGAUGACGGGGCAGGCUGGAGCGACGACGAGGCGGAUGAUGAUGAUGACAAGAAGAAGUUGGUGGGCAAGCCUGGAAAGGAUGCGUAGAUAGAUUUAUCUGUAUUUUAUGUUUCUGAUAAAGUUUGAUCUUGGAGAUGAGAUCUUCGGGGGAAGAGAUGAGGAGGUCUCACAGCGCUAGCAAAGCUAGGUCGAGUUUUAGGGACUCAGAGCAAUGUAAUUCAUGAACAGUUUCUCAC